Sebastes umbrosus (honeycomb rockfish) is the source of this 5715-nucleotide messenger RNA. RefSeq names its product cholinergic receptor, muscarinic 4a (gene chrm4a). The transcript is spliced from 7 exons. The record is from RefSeq and is a predicted model, not a curated record. The coding region runs from base 394 to 2010 and encodes 538 amino acids. Gene Ontology annotation, molecular function: G protein-coupled serotonin receptor activity; G protein-coupled acetylcholine receptor activity. Gene Ontology annotation, biological process: adenylate cyclase-inhibiting G protein-coupled acetylcholine receptor signaling pathway; chemical synaptic transmission; G protein-coupled receptor signaling pathway, coupled to cyclic nucleotide second messenger. Lineage: Eukaryota; Metazoa; Chordata; Actinopteri; Perciformes; Sebastidae. Gene Ontology annotation, cellular component: synapse; dendrite; plasma membrane.
GAGGAGCGCGUUCUGGUGCGCCAGCGUGAGAAGCUGAGCGGCCACAUUUCUAUUUCCAGGGAGAAUCAGUGAGUAAUUCAGAAGUGAUCAGUUAAUGUUGUGUUUUUAUUCCUAUUUAUUAUUUUUUGUUCCUAUCAAAUGACAAGAGAGGAACACUGCAAUAUCCAAAUUGGUUGAUAUAUCAUAACCAGAGAGACAAACAGGAGCAAAGGACCAACAACACGGAGUAAACUCCAGUAUAAUACAACGGAGGAGGAGGAGGAAAUAAAGAAAUAAAAAGGAUAUAGAUUUAAAGAAGGACUGCGGACGGGAUUUUGGUGCGACAGCCGGCAGGAAAACUUGGAGAGAAAAGUGGAGAGAUAAAGCAGAGAGGUGUUCAGGUCGACAUGCAACAUGAGUAACGACAGUAACGCAGCUGAGGGGCUUCGGCCACUCUGGAACUUCAAUGGGUCAUCAGCCAUCCAAUCAGCUGACCCGUUCUCCAACACCUCAUGCAACACGUCCUUCAAUGAUUCAACAUUCUGCUCUCCUGUGGAUGAUGGAGCAGACGCAGGAAUGUCAUACAAAGCUCUGGAGAUGUUUUUUAUUGCCUUGGUUACAGGAUCUCUGAGCUUUGUGACUGUUACAGGAAACAUUUUAGUCAUGCUGUCCAUCAAAGUAAACCGCCACCUACAAACUGUUAAUAACUAUUUCUUAUUUUCAUUAGCAUGCGCUGACUUGAUCAUCGGUGCUUUCAGCAUGAAUCUGUACACAGUCUACAUUAUUGUUGGCUACUGGCCGCUUGGGCCUGUGGUCUGUGACUUGUGGCUAGCUUUAGAUUAUGUUGUCUCAAACGCCUCAGUGAUGAACUUAUUGAUCAUUAGCUUCGAUCGCUAUUUCUGCGUGACCAAGCCCCUCACAUAUCCGGCAAGAAGGACAACUAAGAUGGCAGGGCUAAUGAUCGCGGCAGCGUGGAUCCUGUCCUUCAUCUUGUGGGCUCCUGCCAUCUUGUUCUGGCAGUUCAUCGUUGGAGCGCGAACAGUGCCACCUGGAGAGUGUUAUAUUCAGUUCCUUUCGAACCCUGCGGCGACGUUUGGGACGGCUAUAGCAGCGUUCUAUCUUCCUGUCAUUAUAAUGACAGUCCUGUACAUCCACAUUUCCCUUGCCUCCAGGAGCAGGGUCUCCAAACACAGGCCAGAGAAGAAAGAGAAGAAGGGAAUAAAAACUCCCAGCUUGUUGAAGAGUCACCUGUUGAAGCAGAACAACAACAACGAGACCAGUCCUCAGGCCAGUCCCCGCGGUACUCCCAAACUCAGUCUAGACUCAACCACCACUGCGCUGGAGGCUGUGAAGAACGGCAGAGUGGAGGAACCCAAAACUGUUCCACCACAGCCUACAGCACAGCCCAGUCCAGGACCCACACAGGAGGAAAAAGAGAGCUCCAACGAUUCGUCCACAGCUUUUAUUCCCCCCACAGAACCAAAGCACAACACCAACAACGAGGUCAUAUCUGAGGCUGCAACGAAUCCCAACCCAGUUCCCACGACAACUGCCAACGCUGCAGUGUCCAAGAUCAAUGCCAGCUCGAGGUGGUCCAAGAUCAAGAUUGUAACGAAGCAGGCCGGGGACGAAUGCAUCACAGCUAUAGAGAUUGUCCCCCCCAUACAGGGAACCGCGGGGCAUUCGAUCCCGAUCAGCCGUCCCAGGACUGUGGCAAGAAAGUUCGCAAGCAUUGCUAGAAGCCAAGUGAAGAGGAAAAGACAGAUGGCUGCCAGAGAAAAGAAAGUGACCAAGACUAUCUUUGCCAUCCUGCUGGCUUUCAUCAUCACAUGGACGCCGUAUAACGUCAUGGUGCUGAUCUCAACCUUCUGCCAGUCCUGUGUCCCUGACACCGUGUGGGCUAUUGGCUACUGGCUGUGUUACGUCAACUCUACUAUCAACCCGGCUUGUUACGCACUGUGCAACGCCACAUUCAAAAAGACAUUCAAGAACCUGCUGCUGUGCCAGUAUAAAAACAUCGGUACGAGAUGAGAUGGAAGGAGGAGACUGAGGGUGGGAUGGAUGGGGAAGGGGCAGAGGAUGGAAGAGGGGGCAAUAUUGUUGAAAGGUGAGUUCUGGAGAACAGAAAUGGAUGAUUGAAGGGAUCCUUCUAAAGAGAGGAGCCAUCUGCAGGAGAUGAACUGACUGCCUGUCAUCUCUAUCGGUACUAAAUGUGAGUGUAAGCCAGUGAUUCUUUAACCUGCCCAGCUCCCCCUAAGAUGAAACUAAUCACCACGCUUCUACCUGAUAUGACAGAUGUGUUUCCAACAUACUCUACGGGAGUUCAGGAAUAGCUUCACCACCCAUUAAAAAUGACGUGUCACUGCCGUGGUAAUUAUAACAGCAAGCCAUGCUACAGCUAUAAUCACAACUACAGUCAGUCAGUAUAGAUGUUAACAAGCCUCCACUAGUUAUCUUAAAAUCAGCUGCGAUUAUACAGACUUGUAGCUGAGAGUGUGCACACUCAGUUGUAACUAAAAACAUAUUAUUAUUAUGCCGUAUCCUUGCUGCAUGUUAGAACUUCCUCUGUGGAUCAGAGGGAAUACAUAAAGUAUUAGUUGCUCAAAACUUACUGCGAAGGAGUGGAAAAGUAGGUGAGGAAAAAAAACACACACCGUGACCUUUUGGUGGUCAUUUUUAUAGGGCAAGUGUAGGGCAGCUGUCGUCUGGAAACAAAAUCUAUAACUGGUGGUGAUGUUUCUUAAAUUUUAUCUGAUUUAUUAUUUUUUUAAAACUCUGAUUCUGUAAUGUAAUCUAUGGAUACAAUAGACACAUACAACUGAAAUUAAAAUAAAAUAGAAAGUAAAAAGGAGAGGAGCGAUGACUGGGAGACUUUGACUGCGACUGAAGACAAGGCAAAGGUGGAGGUGGACAGUAAGGAACAGUUGACAUAGUGGAAGACAGAGGAGAAGGUAGCAGCACACAAUGAGGGAAAACAUAAGGUAGCAUUCCACACACUGUGGCAGCCAUGUAGGAGGUAUUUAGCUCAAUUGUAAAUAAGAUAAUUUUGCUUCUAGUAUCAGUUUGUGUUUCUGUCAUUCCACUUCAUAAACCAUCAUAUAACAAUCUGGUUUGACAACCAUCAAAGUCUUGUUUUCAAUAAAUUUGCAUACUACUAGCAUAGAAUGAAAUAGUAGUUAGAAAUAGUUGUAGCUAAGCUCCAUGUCUUGAAACUUUAUAUUAGUUGCCUGCAAUUUGUUAGCUAACAGUUGUUAGUUAAAGGUGCUAAAUUCCAAAUUCAGAUCAUAUCUGCAGUAUGAUUGAGGAAUUGCUUCCACACGGCUCUCAACAGCACAAACUGUGCAAACAAUGGCAACAGUGCUGACAGGGUGGGCGUUACACUUCUGAGAUGACGCCGUCGGUCGGGACGGCUGUAACUGCCACAUGAGCGCAGUGCAGAGAUAGAUUAGCUAGCAAGAGGGGCACGUGCCGACGGCCCGCCUAUCUCUGCUCAGAAAGACAUUAAUUUGUUCAGUACUCUUGCUACAGUGCUUCUAUUGGACCAUAGUCCCCUGGUUAUAUGAUCAUGUAAAUUUGUGUGUCGUCUGCAUAAUGAUUAUUUUGUUGUUUUACAUAAUCUGAGCCGGCGGAAGCAGGUAGAUGUUAAACAGAAGAGUCCCCACAAGCCUUGAGUAACUCCAACAGACACACAAAUUAACUAGGAUUCAAACCAGUUUGUGCCACAAAGUCCCACCCGGUGUUCCAGUCGGUCUAGUGAUAUGUUGCAGUCGACCUUAUCAAAUGCAGCACUGAGAUCUAAUAAACGCUACUGAAAUUCUGCCACCGUCUGUGUUUAAGUGGAAGUCAAAAACAGCUUUUUCAAUGAUUUUACAUAAAAACGGGAGGUCUGAUAUGGGCCUGUAAUUGUUCAUUGGUGACCUGUCUAGAUUGUUCUUUUUUAAGAGUGGCUUGAUGACUGCAGUUUUCAGGGCCUGUGGGGAGUCACCCGAGAGAGGAGAUGUGUUAACAAUUUGUAGAAGAUAUGAGGCUAUGCAAUUUGUUUUUUUAAAAAAGCCUGCUGGUAGAAUAUCAAGGCAGCAGGGGAAGGAUGUCAAAUGUUGUAAAAUGUCCUUCAGGUGUUUAUGGUUUAUCGGAUAAAAUUGUGUCAUGGUGUUUGCAUUGAUUUUAAGUGGACACAGGGACAACACACAUCCUGUACCUGUAUUUUUCAUGUUCAAAUCAAAUAUCAAUUCCAGGAGUCGAUAGGGGGCCAGGUGGGGUGGAAUAGGGUCAUAAGAGUGUUUUAUGUGUGAUGAUUACUAAGUUUUCCUCUUAGAUCAACAACUAUUCCUUUGUGAGUCAUGAGACAGGGUUGAUCUUAGGCCUUACAGGAGCACUAUAGAUUUUUAUAUAUUUCUUCUGUCCAAAUUAAAUGUUUGAUCAGAUGAUGGCAUUAAAUGAAAGUGUAAGAGGUCUAAAUAUUUAGGGCGUAUCCUCUGAUGACCAUGAUAUAGCAUGUACAAAUUUGGCAAUUAGUCAUGAAGCAUCCAAGACACAGAGCGUUCAUCCUCUGAGUACGGACGUGUCACGUAGUUUUGUGGCAAUCUGCCAUUUCGAUUCUGAUAUACCAAGUUUGAUGGUAAUGUGGUAGUAAAAUGGAGAAAAUUUGGUUGACAAACUAAACUAAUCAAAAUCAUUAUCUUUGACUUUAUGCCUGUUCAGAGGCAACAGCAGUUUAUUGUAUUUUCCCUCCUUGAGCGCUUUUCUUUGUUUUAAUGUUUCCACACAUGCCAAGUUGAAUACAGGAGAUGAAAGGCAGCAGAGCCGCAGCCUGAUUGUCUUUAGUCAUACUCCGGUUCCCAUGCUGGUUUGUUUGGGGGUAAGACCGGGAACACUUAGUGUUUUUUAGUAUUUUGGUUGAUGAGUGAGAUCAUUUAGAAGAUAAUCUUGGAGUGGCAUAAAGGAAAUGUGUUUUUUGAGGCAGACGGAGAGGGAAAAAUGAGUGAAAUGUAUUGCUGCUCUUUUCCACCGCGGCUGACUGCUAAUUGGUGAAGCAUCAUGCUGUCGGUGUUCUCUCUCUAUGUGGGUCUGUUCAGGUCCUCCGUGUUUUGGAUUUCUUAUUCUCUGGUACCUUUUUUCAGUUUCUUCAGAUCAGAUUUGGUUAGCGUGUCCAGAUUCAGACUGAUUCCAACAUAUUGGAUCUGUGAAUGUCCUCUCCUGUUUUAUAAUGUUAUAGAGUUAUAUUGUACGGUAUUAAAUGUUAUUCUAGACUGCAAGCUAAUCUUUUACAGAGUUGGUUUGUACGGUGUGUAGAGGGAGGGGACGAAACAAAGACAAGAGCUAAGAGGAUGGGAGAGAGAGAAUGGAGUACAGAUAGAGAGAGAGAGGGAAAGAGGAAACAUCUGGAUGGGAGGAAAUGGAGAAGAGGGAAUUCGGUAAAAGGAAUGACGAGCCUGAGGAAGAAAAUUAGGCCACAAUAGGAGGAGAAUAGAGGAAGUACAUGAAUUCCUCAUUAAGUCCUGGGCUCCCAUCCCUAAUGCUCAUGCUCAGACAGACAAUUAGACAGACUAAAAACACAAUUAUUCAUCUAAAAUCAGGAUAAAAUCCCGUCUUCCAGAACCAUCUUAUUAGUAUAAAGAAUUCUUAAGUUCUUAUUAACCCUCUGAGACCCACAAUAGACCCAUUUUAGUCUUUUCUUAGGGGGGUACAGGGGGUCUUUAGGGGGAGAUAGCAGGUCAACAGUAGAUGUCACAUAGA